ACGAGCACAACGACAACCGAGAAGACCUCGACAACCACAGGGUCGAUAACUAGUACAUCGACUAGCAACACAGCAACGACCGUCACCACAACCGCAACAACGGUCACCUCGAGCUCGACCACCACAACUUCGAAGACAAGCACAACAAGUACGACCACCACAACCACCACAUCUUUGAAUCCGGAGGCCCUGUCAUUCCUGGUGGAGGACCAUGGGCCGCAGGCGACGUCCAUGACUCCGACCACUGGACUUGAGAACGCCACACUGGUCAUCCAAGGGCAUGGCCUGGGUUCGCAGUGGGGCGCAGUCUACUUCGUGAAGCCGGGGCGGCUUUUCGCAACUUCGGCGGAUGCCAGCAGCUGUGACGUGACUUCCUGGCAGGAGGUCGAGGUGCAGUGUCUGGUGCCGCAGCUUGCAGCGGGAGCAUAUCAGGUCCACGUCAGAGUCCCAUACGUCGGGGAUGCGGUGGUGCCAGAGCCCUUCAUCGCCCCGCUCCUGCUCACGGGCGCCGGCCCUGCGACCGAGAUGGAGCUGCUCCGCAGAAGCAACGAGACAGAUGGCAUGGAGGAGGCAACCGCCGUCUUCGUACUUGAAGGGAGCAUGGCCGGGGGUCAGGAGUUGGUCCUGCUUGGAGCGGGCUUUGGCCAUGCGAAGGAGGCCACGCAGGUGACGGUCUGCGGCGCACCUUGCGAAGUGCUGUACUCGGAUCACUCGGAGGUGAAGUGCCGGACACCCCUGCUGCUGACCGACGCCGAGGAAGUGCUCGCAGAGCUUCCGCACCAG
Molecule: messenger RNA, 783 nt
Organism: Symbiodinium natans
Lineage: Eukaryota; Dinophyceae; Suessiales; Symbiodiniaceae
Source: the annotation of a GenBank genome assembly